This is a messenger RNA of Exserohilum turcica Et28A, 2367 nucleotides long. RefSeq lists its product as uncharacterized. The coding region runs from base 1 to 2367 and encodes 788 amino acids. The transcript has 5 exons. Gene Ontology annotation, cellular component: microtubule; cytoplasm; membrane. Lineage: Eukaryota; Fungi; Ascomycota; Dothideomycetes; Pleosporales; Pleosporaceae. The record is from RefSeq and is a predicted model, not a curated record. Gene Ontology annotation, molecular function: GTP binding; microtubule binding; GTPase activity.
AUGGUUAUCAGGGAAUUCGACACCCGUGUCGUGCAUGAACUCUGCUCAAAAGAUCAACUAGACUUGCUGGACUCUGUAGAUCUUCUACGCUCUCAGGGAAUCGACCAUUAUGUCUCUCUACCACAGAUCAUCGUUUGCGGGGACCAGUCUUCCGGUAAAAGCUCUGUUCUGGAAGCUAUCUCCGGUGUCUCUUUUCCGGUCAAGAGCAACUUAUGCACACGUUUUCCAACCGAAUUAGUCUUACGAAAGACGUUGAAAAUAGGCGUCAGCGUCUCCAUCGUUCCAGAUCGCUCGCGUAGCAGAGUGGAGCGUGAAUCUCUUAGCAGUUUCCAUGAGACGCUCGACAGCUUCACUGCACUCCCAGCAUUGAUCGAGAAUGCCAAAUCGGCCAUGGCCAUUGGUAGUCUGGGUCGAGCUUUUUCGAAGGAUCUCUUACGGGUUGAAGUGUCGGGUCCUGACCGACCGCAUCUUACGAUCACAAAGCAGCAAUCUGCAGCUGAUAUCGAACUCGUACAAGAUGUUGUCAAGUCGUACAUGAAAGAGCCCAGGAGCAUUAUCCUUACGGUUGUAUCUGCAAAGAACGAUUACGCCAACCAGAUUGUGCUAAAACUCGCCCGAACUGCCGACAAAACCGGAACCCGCACGCUUGGUGUGAUCACCAAGCCUGACACUCUGGUUCCAGGAUCUGACAGCGAAGCCAUGUACAUCUCGCUCGCUAAGAACCCUGACGUGGAGUUUCGUCUUGGAUGGCAUUGUCUCAGGAACAUGGAUUCGGAAACUGGAUCUGGGGCACGUUCAAAUCGUGACGAGGAGGAAAGUAAGUUCUUUUCUCAAGGCAUAUGGCCCACGCUGCCCGAAUCCAUCCUUGGCAUCGUGCCGUUGAGAGAGCGACUGAGCAAAGUACUUCUUGUCCAGAUCGCAGCGGAACUCCCCAGUCUUGUGGAAGAGAUCGAACUCAAAUCUGCUGCUUGUCGCACUGGACUCGGAAAGCUAGGCCAGCCUCGGGCUAGUAUCGAAGAACAACGCCAAUAUCUAAUCACUCUCAGCCAAGCAUGCCAAGCCCUCACUAAAGCUGCCGUCGACGGAACCUACAACGAUGACUUCUUUGGCGACGCGAAGACUGACGCUGGCUACCAGAAACGCAUUCGUGCCGUCACAAUGACGCGCGAGGGACAUCACUUUGUCGUCACAGACUCUUCUGAUGCAAGUCUUCUACAAGUUGGUAGACCGAAGGAAAAUAUCCUUAGCCGGUCCGGGUUCCUCAAGCGUAUCGAGUCCCUCAUGAACCGUACCCGCGGCCGCGAAUUCCCCGGCACCUUCAACCCCAUGGUAGUAUCGGACCUCUUCUUCGAGCAGUCAUCACCCUGGGAAGAACUUGCUAGAGCUCACAUCGUCCAAAUUAUGAGUGCGGUGAGGAUCUUCCUCAAACACCUCACCUCCUACGUUUCAGACACUUCUACAUGUGGUGCACUAUUUCAAACCCUAGUUGAACCAGCUCUCGAGAGGAUUUCGAAAAAUGUGAAAAGCAAGGCAGCAGACCUACUUGCUUCACAUCAGCGCGGACAUCCCAUCACCUACAAUCACUACUUCACAGAGACGGUACAACAAGUUCGAAAGGAAAGAACUACAUCAGAACUCACACGCAUCAUCAAAGACGUCUUCGGCGUUAGCUCACUUCACCCAUCUGGGCAGUCUCGAUACAUAGAGAUGGACUACCGGCCGUUGCUCAAUGCACUCGUAUCGCAUACAAACCCUGAUUUGAAUCAGUAUGCGUGCUCUGAAGCGCUGGACUGCAUGCAGGCGUACUACAAAGUCGCCCUUAAACGCUUCGUGGACGACAUUGCUGUUGAAGCUGUAGAAAAAGAUAUCAUCGCUAAGCUCAGCGAUAUCGUUUCGCCGAUCAGAGUUGCCUCUCUUGCCUCUGAUGUGGUGACAGAUAUCGCAGGCGAGUCCAAGGAGAGCCGAGCAAAGCGCAGCCAGUUGGAAACACAACUGGGCGUACUAGUUCAGGGGUUAGAGACAUGUAAAAGAUUCAUGGUGGAAACGCUACAAUAUACACCGAAUACACCGACCCUCCGACAUAGGUCUAGAUAUUCUUUGUCAGAACUUCCUUUGAACCUUCUUCGCACAGAACCUCACGGAAAUGUCACCAACGAUGGACCAGGAGAAGCUGGGAUAUCUCAUGAAAAAGCUCAUGUUGAGCGGACCUUGCCAACAGAAAACGAAGCAGUAUCAGAACGAGAAUCUGAGUCUCCCGAGGAUGAGGAUUUCGCUCGGCCUAUGAGUGAGUCGACGUCUGACUCAUGGGCUUCUUCGUCAGGGAAAGUUUUGUAUGGGAAGAAGAAUAAGAAAAAAGGAAAGAAAUAG